Prinia subflava (tawny-flanked prinia) is the source of this 4624-nucleotide messenger RNA. It is a transcript of the gene VAT1L, whose product is annotated as vesicle amine transport 1 like. The coding region runs from base 647 to 1903 and encodes 418 amino acids. Gene Ontology annotation, molecular function: zinc ion binding; oxidoreductase activity. The transcript has 9 exons. The record is from RefSeq and is a predicted model, not a curated record. NCBI's taxonomy places the organism in Eukaryota, Metazoa, Chordata, Aves, Passeriformes, Cisticolidae.
CGAUGCUGUGAGCCCUGGGGCUCCGAGGGUGGCUGCUGCAAUCAGACAGCCUGGCCUCACCCUCAGCUCAGCGGGCUUCGGGCUUUGCGCUGGCCUAAGGUGACAGUGGGGCUGGAGAAGAGGAGACUCAGGGGUGACCUUUUCCCUCUCUACAGCUACCUGGAAGGAGGGUAGAGCCAGGUGGGAUCGGGCUCUUCUCCCAAGUGAAAAGUGGCAGGACUUACUAUAGGUGCACCUCAAGGGAAGUUGAGGCUGGACAGCGGGAAGAAUUUAUUCACAGAAAGAUGAUUAGACACUGGCAUGGACUGACCGGGGAGGUAGUGGAGUCUCCAGCCCUGGAGGCGUUUAAGGACUGGACGUGGCUCUCGGUGCCAUGGUCUGGGUGACAAGGUGGGGAUGGGUCAGCAGGUUGCACCGUGUGAUCUCAGAGGUCCUUUCAAGCGGCCCUGUUCUGUGAUUCCGUGGCGGGGGCUGCGGCGGGCGCUGCCCGGGCCGGCGGGCGCGGGGCGCCGCGGGGGCGGCGCGGGGCGGAGGGCGCUGCGCAGCCGGUGCAGUGCGGCGGGCGGGCCCCGGCGGCUCCGCGGCCAUUCCACACGGCGGCACCGGCCUCGCACGGCGGCACCGCGGGAGCCGCCGCAGCCCCGCCAUGGCCAAGGAGGGAGCGCAGCGAGCCGAGGAGACGGAGCAGAUGAUCGAGAAGGAGGGCGGCAGGGAGGCUGCCGAGAGCGGCGCGGGCGGCAGCCUGCGCGCCGGGGACGCCAAGGAGAUGCGAGCCGUGGUGCUGUCCGCCUUCGGGGGGCUCAACAAGCUCCGCGUGUCCAAGAAAGCCAUGCCGGAGCCGCAGGAGGGCGAGCUGAAGAUCCGCGUCAAAGCCUGUGGUUUGAACUUUAUUGAUUUGAUGGUGCGACAGGGGAAUAUCGACAACCCUCCUAAGACACCGCUUGUUCCUGGGUUUGAAUGUUCUGGAAUUGUAGAAGCUCUUGGAGACAGCGUGAAAGGAUUUGAGAUUGGAGACAGAGUCAUGGCUUUUGUAAACUACAAUGCCUGGGCUGAAGUAGUGUGUACCCCAGUAGAAUUUGUCUACAAGAUCCCAGAUGACAUGAGUUUUUCUGAAGCUGCUGCAUUUCCCAUGAACUUUGUAACUGCCUACAUGAUGCUCUUUGAGGUUGCUAACCUGAGGGAAGGCAUGUCUGUGCUGGUUCACUCAGCAGGAGGUGGGGUGGGUCAAGCUGUUGCUCAGCUCUGUUCAACCAUUCCCAAUGUUACUGUUUUUGGAACAGCUUCAUCUUUCAAACAUGAAGCAAUCAAAAACUCGGUAACUCACCUGUUUGACAGGAAUGCAGACUAUGUUCAAGAAGUAAAAAGAAUCUCAGCAGAUGGAGUAGAUAUUGUUUUGGACUGUCUUUGUGGAGAAAAUACUGGGAAAGGCCUCAGUCUUCUCAAACCACUUGGGACAUACAUUUUAUAUGGUUCAUCUAACAUGGUUACUGGGGAGACAAAAAGCUUCUUCAGUUUUGCAAAAUCAUGGUGGCAGGUUGAGAAAGUAAAUCCUAUCAAGCUGUAUGAGGAGAACAAGGUCAUUGCUGGAUUCUCCCUGUUGAAUCUACUUUUCAAACAGAACCGAGGUGGCCUGGUCAAGGGUGUGAUGGACAAACUCCUAAAUCUAUAUAACAGUAAGAAGAUCAAGCCUGUGGUUGAUUCAUUGUGGGCUUUGGAAGAGGUGAAGGAGGCCAUGCAGAGAAUCCAUGACCGAGGAAAUAUAGGAAAACUCAUUCUGGAUGUGGAGAAAGCCCCCACUCCCCUGAUGGCCAACGACAGCACGGAGACGAGCGAGGCUGGAGAGGAGGAGGAGGACCACGAGGGCGACACGGAGAACAAGGAGCGCAUGCCCUUCAUCCAGUAGCAGCCACGGGCGGGCGGGCAGCAGGAGGAGAGAGGAGAAGGGAACCAGACUGGGAAAUCUCUUCUGUGCAUCAGUGAACAAAUGCUGUAGUACAGUGUGUGUUGUAUUUGUUUGCAGUCAGCUGAGCUAUGAGCUGUUGAUCAUUGUUGUUUUGAACUCAAGUGCCAUUCUCAUCCAGUGCAGUAUUCUGACAUUUCUGUGUAAUACCCAGGUUCCCUGUAGGAGUCCCAUGGAUUUUUUCUGUUCCUGUUUGGAAGCCUUAUUAACUUACUGUGUAAUUUUAGAUGGGCAUCUUUCUCAUGCAAAUUUCAACAUCUUGCAUAAAGUUAUUUGGGAAGUUUGGGCUUUUUUUGCAAGUUGGAAACAGUAAAAAAAAAUCCCCACUUGCUGUCUGAAAGAUUCUAGUAACUGGAGGGAUAAUUUUAUAUUUCUGGAUUUUCAGUGUUAAAAUAGUUUUCCUUUAAUGAACCACAAAUAAAAGUUGCAACAAAGAUUACUUUUUAUUUUCCUCAGUCAUACUUCAUCAUUUCACAAGCAGGCCUAUCUUCAUUUUCAAAAGUACCUCAUCCAGAAUCAUGGAAUCUGAAAUUGUGCAAGAAAUCAUUAAUUGAGAGGCUUUGAUCAACAUCUUCUGGUAAGGACACAUUGACUUAUAUGUCAAAUUCAAACCAAUUUUAAAUUUCAUUUUUCAAUUGCAUUGGUAAGGAUCACUUAUCAGGAUGUGAAAAGAAAUUUGGUGAUGGAGUUUAUUGCUCUGAAAUUGCUAAUAUGUGGUCAACAGUCAGGCUGAGGCCCAACUCCUGCAGAAGUUAUCUGUGUAAAAAAUCCUUAAUCCCACCACAAAUCAUGUACAGGGAUAACUUCUAUCUAGGUGAAUUGUUCUAUCAAAAACUCUGUUCCAUAUGUACAGUUACAUUUAUAAUUAUUUACAGGAUCAAGUAUUCAAAGACCAGCUAGUCUUAUCUACCUCCCACUAGUGGAAACUGUAUCUAAACAUGAAAAAAUAAAUAUUUUUCCACGUCCUUCACCUAUCCAAACAGCAGCUACUCAGGUCCUCAACUGUCUUGUUAAAACAGUUAUUUUAAAAUUACUGUGAUCACCUACAGUAGAAAUGCUGAAGGACUGGCAGAGACCUUGCAUAAUGCCUACAGCUUCCAAUUAAUAUUCUGUUUUUUAAAAGAAAGUAUUUACCCAGACAUGAUUAGUUGUUCACCUAAAUCUACCUGUAGCAUGUUAUGAUAGAAGUUAAAAAUUAACACAGAAAAAUGAAAAGUGGGGGCUUCUCAGGCUUUUCUCAAUGUGAGAGGAUUUCUGGGUCUGGAUGACUUUUAUGUGUGGUUUUAGAAGAUUCUCGUGAGGUUUUUCCUGUUUGUUUGGUUUUGCUGCCUGAGUAUUAAUGUCCAUCUCUUUACACUGUACUCAUGAAGUCACUGUCAGAUCAUUGUGCAGAUGGUUCAUUCUGAAGGAGUUCCCCUUGGGUUGAACAAAUUCAAAAAUAACAGCAAGAACUAACUGUGGAGAAAAAUGCCAAAAGCUUUUGAACUAUUGAUCCAACCAGAACUUCAUUUUUCUCUUCAUUUCAUUAUAGUUGAGUUUAUUUUCAAGCUGGACUUGCCUGUACUUCCAGUGCCAUUUCAGGCCGAAACAAGGACUUUAUCUACAGAAGAAAAUAUGUAUUCAGUGAGAGUUUUCCAUUUAUUGGGCUUGCCAGUUGGACUUUUAAGAAGGGCCAUUAGGUUUUCAUGACUCAUCAGCUGACAGCAGUAGGAAACAUGCCCAAUUUUGUUUUGCAGCUAGUGUAAUGAUGUUGUCCUGCAACAGACCUUAACAUAACUAGGAAUUUUGAUUUGACGCCAAAGUGAGCAAUAUUGCUGGUGACCUUCGAGCUGGCAGUAAGUGGCAUUCUCAAGGCCUUAAAUUAGUAGGGCAAGCAGAAUAGCAAACCCAUUCUUCUGUUCUAAACCACAGUCUGGUGGGCUCUGCUUCUAAAUUACCCUGCAAGACAAAUAUGGGUGAUCUUGGUCAUGGCCACAGACACCACAGGGACAACAAUCACAUAAUUUGGGCUAGUUCUUUCUGGUUUUGUUAGCAAGGCAAAAAAUACUCUCCAUGCUAAUUCAUACCGAUUUUAGGGCCAUUUUCUGAUCAGCAGAAUAUCAGGAAAUUGCAGUGAGUACAAAGGAAUACUUCUGGAAGUACCUGCGUGCAACACAGCUGAGUGUGUGUCCAUCAGCAAGCCAAACUCUGCUCUGUGUUUUACUGCUGUCAAUAAGCAUGGAGAGAGGUUGCUGCUGAAAUGAAAGGAGGUGUUCCAGGCAUCCAUUCUGGGAGCAGGAUGUGUGCUAGCAGAAUUUGGCCCACGAGCCCUCAGUACCUUUCAGGAGAGCACAGGCAGUAGUAUCACGCUGGCAGGGGCGGCGGCCGUGCUGUUCAAACUGGUGAAGCCAAGGCUUGUCACUGACCAAGUCUUACUGUAGCAGAAAUGAAGGGUUGUGCUUACUACUGACAGUGUUGUUUAAACAACUCUGAGACAAUUGGAUAGUUUCUUCAAGUGAAACAAAUUAUUUCUCAAUUUGCCUUAAAGGAACUGUGAAAGCUUCUUUAACUUAAGCCUGAUUGAAGUGAACUGAAACACUGUUUAAUUGUAUUUGUUGCUUUAGAGCUUUUGUUAUAUUGUGCCUACAAAGCAAAUUAUGUUUACACAAAAAUAUAAAUAAAAUG